AUGAUUAAUGUUCCAAGUACAUUAAAUAUUCUUCUUCGACAUGUUCGUUCUCUUAUUCCAUUUGUUAUUGUUUUACUAAAUACUCGUCAAGCACUUGAAUUAAUUCAUAUUUGGUCAACAUCAUCACAUGAACGUAGCCGUGUUAUCGCAUUUGUUUGUUUAUUUCAUUCAAUACGUGAACAUCGAAAUGAAAUGAUUGGUGCUGUUUUACAAAAAAUAUUUUUGUAUUAUUUGAAAAAUUGCAAAUUUACAUCAACAACAACACUUCCAUUAAUUGAUUUUAUGCAAAGAUCAGUACUUGAACUUUAUUCACUUGAUUCAACAGUUACUUAUCAAGAUGGUUUUGUUUUUCUUCGACAUCUUGCUGUUCAUUUACAUGUAACUGUUCAAAACAAAAACCAUUAUUAUCCAACAUUAAAACGUCAUUCACAUGAUGAUGAACAAAUUGUAGAAACUAAAUCAUUUGACAAUAUAGAACCUCAAAUAAAACUACGUUCAAUUGGUUCAUCUUCAUCUAUACCAUCAUUUAAAAUGCAACAACAAACAACAAAUGAAUCGACUAUUGGUGUACCUAGUUGA
Molecule: messenger RNA, 579 nt
Organism: Rotaria sp. Silwood2
Lineage: Eukaryota; Metazoa; Rotifera; Eurotatoria; Philodinida; Philodinidae
Source: the annotation of a GenBank genome assembly